ACGAGUUGAAGGCCCUUCAUGUCGCGGAUAAAUAUGGCCAAAAUGUCUGUCUUCGAUUGCUACAAUUCAAAUUCCCCAAUCCGCUCGCCCGUCACCACAUCCAACAAUGGAUUCUCUCAUUCGCAAUAGUACAGCUGGCCAAUUGCUGCGCUGGAUCACAGGCAACAAAGUCCUGCUCUAUCCUGAGGAACGCCCUGACUUCCAAUGCCCAAGCUGCUAUGCAGGAGAUACUAGUUCCGCGACAAUCUUUGAAGCGGGCAGCGAGAGAAACUCGAAGUCCGAAUCCGACGCCGAAGAACGACAAUCCGAAGAUGCUUCCACAACCGAAACGGCCACCAACUUGAGUCGAGUGCCGUCAAUGACAGACCUUGAGAAGGUUCGCACCCAAGACGACCUUGCUCGGCUGUAUUCUGUCGCAACGCAGACCGAGGUACUGCAGGCGGCUCCCAGCCGACCAAUAGCACCCACCAAGACCGACGAUGGUACUAUCCUCGUUGACUGGUAUACUACCCAUGAUCCAGAGAACCCGCAGAAUUGGUCCUCGGGCAAGAAGUUGUUCGUUGUGACGCAAAUCUAUCUCUAUACAUUUGCCGUUUAUAUGGGCUCGUCGAUCUACACGCCUAGCGCUCCUGAGAUUCAAACACGUUUUGGCGUCUCGGCGACUGCCGCAUCUCUGGGGCUGGCUCUGUACGUCCUGGGGUACGGGAUUGGGCCGCUAAUCUUUUCGCCGAUCAGCGAGAUUCCCAGUGUGGGUCGCAACCCACCGUACAUCUUUACAUUUGCGCUUUUUGUCAUCUUCACCAUCGGUGCGGCGGUGGUCGACACAUUUGGAGGGCUUCUCGCUCUCCGCUUUCUGCAAGGCUUCUUUGGCAGUCCGUGUUUGGCAACGGGAGGUGCCAGUAUCGGCGACGUCUACAGCCUCUUGAAACUGCCGUACGGCCUCACCACCUGGGCGGCCUUUGCAACCCUGGGUCCCGCGCUCGGUCCUCUGAUUUCGGGCUUCAGCGUCCCCGUCAAGGGCUGGCGGUGGUCACUGUGGGAGACAGUCUGGCUAGCGGCUCCGAUUCUCGUCCUCAUGUUUUUCUGCUUGCCUGAAACGUUCCCGGAUGCCAUUCUUCUGCAGCGCGCGCGCCGCCUGCGCCGGUUGACGGACAACGACAAACUGCGCUCGCAGUCCGAGAUCAAACAGAAGCAGUUGACCGUGACCGCCGUGGCAAUGGAGGCCCUGUACCGGCCAUUCCAGAUCAUCUUUCUCGACCCGGCCAUCUUAUUCUUCAACGUCUACACCAGCCUGAUCUACGGAAUUUACUACUCCUUCUUCGAGGUCUUCCCGAUCGUGUACAUCGACAUCUACCACUUCAAUCUCGGCGAGAUGGGCCUCGUCUUUCUGAGCAUCGCCGUGGCUCUCGCCAUCGCUGUCCCGCUCUACUUUCUGUACUUGUACAAGAUCUUCGAGCCCGAGAUCCGGGCCCACGGCCCCGGGGCCCCCGAACGCCGACUCAUCCCCGCCCUCUUCGCCUCCUUCCUCCCGCCAAUCGGCUUGUUCAUCUUCGGAUGGACCUCGACCGCCUCGAUCCACUGGAUCGUGUCGGUGGUGGGUAUCCUGCUGUACACGAUCGGCAUCUUCACCCUGAUCCAGUGUAUCUUCAUCUACAUCCCGAUGACGUACCCGCAGUACGCGGCUAGUCUGUUCGCCGGGAACGACUUCAUGCGGAGUGCGCUCGCGUGCGGCGCCGUGCUGUUCGCGCGCCCACUGUACUUGAACCUUGGGGUUGGGCCUGGAGUGAGUCUGCUGGCGGGGUUGACGGUGGGUUGCAUUGGGGGCAUGUUUGCGUUGUACUACUAUGGGGCGGCGCUGAGGGCGCGGAGUCGGUUUACGGCGAAAUAGAGCGGGAGGUG
Molecule: messenger RNA, 1899 nt
Organism: Aspergillus homomorphus CBS 101889
Lineage: Eukaryota; Fungi; Ascomycota; Eurotiomycetes; Eurotiales; Aspergillaceae
Product: MFS transporter
Exons: 1
Coding region: 107-1888 (593 amino acids)
Biological process (GO): xenobiotic detoxification by transmembrane export across the plasma membrane
Molecular function (GO): fluconazole transmembrane transporter activity
Source: RefSeq, a predicted model, not a curated record